CCAAGAGGCGGCGUGUUAGUCGUGAAGGAGCCAGCGUGGGAGACAGACGUGUGACCUCCUCCCCUCUCCCUGGAUCUGACCGCCACACCCAACCAUCCUCCUGGGGAUUACUUACCCGCCCGUGACUCUACAUAAAGUGAUGAUACAAAAACAAGUGAUAUAUUAAGCGAGUGUAAGGAGGUGCAGAGGUCUUGUAUGACAGCUGAAGCAACUCGUACUAGUAGCAACAAAGCACCGAGCACUGGAGUGUUGUUUUUAUAAAGAUUAUAACCCAGGAUCAUACAGAAAAUAACUCCUACACCAGUUUGAGAAGAUGGUGAGGAGAAUGUGGGCGUGGACCGUGUUGUUGUUAGUAGUGGUGGUGGGCGUAGCGCAGUGUGAGGACCGCUGGGUGUGGAGCAAGAGCAGCCCCAACACUAAAGCCUCCAGCAUCCCCGGCUUCGUGGAACCAACCACCACCCAGCCACCCCCCGUCACUACCUUCCGCCCAUCAUUCCGACCUAUGGGACGAGGAGCGUCCUCCCGCCCGCGACACUUCUCCCGCGUGUCCGCCAUCCCCUUCUUCAUGGGUUCCUUCCCGCCCUUCCCACUGGACCCGCCUCACACCGCGCCUGACGGCACCACAAAGAGCCGCGUUACAGCAGACACUGCCUUCGAUGGUGCCAGCGGGGCUGUGCUGGACGCCGGUGACAAGUACACGACUUUAGACCGUCUACAGAGUGAACGAGGUGCCGCGCCGCCCCUCCCCCGCCCACAGGAACACCAGCUAGGCGGCCUCCACCCUGACGAGGUCUUCUACGCUGACGAUGAUCUCCUUAUCAUCAAGGGCGGAGGCUUUAACUCUGACGCCUUUGAGGAGCCGUCACAACCACUGGAUGCUGACGACGACAUCCGCGAGGGGUCCCCGACGAGGAUAUCGUCUGUGGUGGCCCCGUUACCUUCAUCCCAUAAAGAAUAUAACGGCAACAUCCCAGCUAUAGUCCCUCACCCCGAACAACGAAUAUCUCACCGACCGUUUUCACUCUUCGUGGAGGGAGCCUCUACCAACAACUACGUCUUGGUACCGUACGUGUACCCGCAACCACAAGGAAACGUCCUUAACACCGACGGGACUCUCACUAACCGUAUUGACGACGACUUACGCGACGUCGGACAAACCGGGGUGCGUAUCCCAUACAUGUACCCGCGACCCUUCGCUACGGCCGCCAUCAUAAGACACCCACCGGUUCAUCAAACAUUCUUCGCCCCUGCAGUGAGCCCAUAUAACUACAACAGGGUCGCCUCCCCUCAAGUGUCACACCCCGGCAGCCUCAAGGUGCCACACUCCCUGGCAGGCGACACUGACGUUAACUUCAAGUUCCCGCUGCCCUCUAUCAACCCUGAUGCCGAGGUCUUCGCUCCAGUGAGCCAACAAACCUACUACUACCCCAGCAGAGUCCGCCAACGUGGACGACCCAAGCUGUGAACACUAUUACUACUACACGCGCUGUCAACCUAUAUCCCGUGAGUCUUAUCGCCUGAUCUCACUCAUACAUACAUACAUACAUACAUACAUACAUACAUACACACAUACACACACACACAGCAGGGAGAGGAGCGUCGACGCAGUAACUACCACAAGGGGAUUACGCUCCUCCUUCAUCGCCUCUUGUCUUUGUACAGAAUUCUUCUAUAUUAUAUAUAUACAUAUAAGUAAUUUAGUUUAUAAAUUAAUAAAAAUAAUGUUAAUGG
Messenger RNA from Homarus americanus (American lobster), 1731 nucleotides. RefSeq lists its product as uncharacterized. Bases 314 to 1465 code for a protein of 383 amino acids. The transcript is spliced from 2 exons. The record is from RefSeq and is a predicted model, not a curated record. Lineage: Eukaryota; Metazoa; Arthropoda; Malacostraca; Decapoda; Nephropidae.